GGAGAUUGGCAAGGCAAUAUGACAUAAACCAAGCCGGGGAUGUUGAGUAACUGCACGUUUUGUGAGUAAUUUCUGUCAUUGUCUCGUUAACCCUCAGUUCAAUGUACCCAAAUCCACUUAGACAACACUGGCUACCGUGUGAAUCUUUACCUGCUUUUAGUUGAAGCGAAGCCGCUGGUCGCCGAAGGUGGACAGCUGAUGGAGACAGUGGUCCACAGGGUCUGGUGACCCUCUGACUGACGCUGCUGGCAGCCGCACCAACUAUGCCCGUCGAAGGUUCAGAGGACCACGUGCCCUCCUCUCUCUCCAGCCCGGCCAGUGCCGCGCUCACCCCGGGAGGGACAGAGGAUGAUGGGGCUGCAGGAGGGGGAUCAGCGGUCUGCGCUUUCCCCGAAAACAGUCAGGGCUCCGAGGCGGCUGCAGCCUAUCCUGCCAACACUGGACCCGAGGAGGGCAACAGCGCCGGCAAGAAGUCCGGAGCCUUGUUGCAGAUCGACCGGCAGCGCAUCCGAGCAGCGUUUGCCAGCUCUGGGGCAGAUGAACUCGAGGGCCUCGGCGUGGCCGUGUAUGACCAGGACGUCCUUGAGCAAGGUGUCCUGCAGCAAGUGGACGAGGCGAUUCAGGAGGCCAGUCAGGCUGCUGCCAAAGCAGAGGCUGAGAAGGAGUACCAGUCUGUGCUCGAUGAUGUCAGGUCCGUUACAUCCUCUCUGAAACAUAUCAACAAGAUUAUCGAGCAGCUGUCUCCCUAUGCUGCUUCCAGCAAAGAUAUCAGUCGGAAGGUCGAAUCGGUCAAACGGCAGAAAGAAAAUAAGGAGAAACAGCUGAAGAAAGUCAGAGCCAAACAGAAACGACUUCAGGCCAUUCUGGGAGGAGAGGAUACCCAAAGGGUUGAAGCUGAGCUUUUGGCAGAAGAUGAUGGAGAGGAAGCCGGGCCGUCCACACUGGGCAGCAUGCUCAUGCCAGCUCAGGAGACUGAAUGGGAGGAGCUUAUCCGGACAGGUCACAUGACCCCAUUUGGAACCCGAAUCCCUCAGAAAGAGGUGAAGAAGGAGCCUCGGAAACUGAUGCUUGCGGAGGAUUCGGCCUUUGACCAGUACUUGACAGACCAGGCCAAGUUGGCUACUGAGAGGAAGAGAGUCCCUCUUCUAAAAAAGAAGAGACAGUCCGGACUCAGCCCUGACAAGCAAGCCGGGGUGAAAACCAACAGAACUGUUUCCCCUAAGGAUAAAAAACUAAAGAAGCGCAUACGAAAGCUGCAGAUAUCUGCUCUGAAGGUCCAUCCUAAGGCUCGGCCUAAGGCUGUGCCCCAACUCCCUAAAUCAAAGAGGAAGCAUCAAACCGAGGGAGAGGAGAGCCAAAGCGAUGGGUCAGAGUAUCUGCCCACUGAUGAGACCAUAGAUCCUGACCAAGAGGACAGAGAAGCCAUGGAGGAGGGCUUUGGGGAGGAUGAUGAUGAUGAGGAUGAAGACUAUGAGCUGAAACCAUACAAGAGAAAAACUGAAGGGAGAGCGAGGAAGAAAGCAAAGAAAAAGGAGGACAGUGGGGAAGAGUACUGCCCUGAGAGUUCAGAGGAAGAGGAGGAUGGGGAAAAAAAUGGAAAACUGAAAACAUUUAAAGAUGAUGGAGAUGUGGACUACUACAGACAGCGGAUAAGGAGAUGGAAGCGACAACGUCUUCGAGAAAGAGAGGAGAAGAGGGAGCGAGGUGAGGAGCUGACGGAUGACAGUGAUGCAGAGUUUGAUGAAGGCUUCAAAGUGCCUGGUUUCCUCUGGAAAAAACUCUACAAGUACCAGCAGACAGGUGUGCGCUGGCUGUGGGAACUCCACUGUCAGCAGGCGGGCGGCAUCCUGGGAGACGAGAUGGGAUUGGGUAAAACCAUCCAGGUCAUCAGCUUUCUGGCUGGACUGAGCUACAGCAAACUGAGGACCAGAGGAUGCAACUAUAGGUACGUUGGUCUGGGUCCUACAGUCAUUGUGUGCCCAGCUACAGUCAUGCACCAGUGGGUGAAGGAGUUUCACACCUGGUGGCCUCCUUUCCGAGUGGCUGUUCUGCAUGAAACUGGCUCCUUCACCAGCAGCAAGGAAAGGCUCAUUCCAGAAAUAGCAUCAUGUCACGGUAUCUUGAUAACCUCCUAUUCAGCUGUUAGGAAUCUGCAGGACGCCUUGCAGCGAUACGAUUGGCACUACAUUAUACUGGACGAGGGCCACAAGAUCAGGAAUCCAAAUGCUGGGGUUACGACCGCCUGCAAGCAGUUUCGUACUCCCCACAGGUUCAUCCUGUCAGGUUCUCCCAUGCAGAACAAUUUGAAGGAGCUGUGGUCUCUGUUUGACUUUGUCUUCCCCGGGAAACUGGGCAUGUUACCUGUGUUCAUGGAGCAGUUCUCUGUGCCAAUCACCAUGGGGGGAUACAGCAAUGCCUCACCUGUACAGGUCCAGACAGCGUUUAAGUGUGCAUGUGUGCUGAGGGACACCAUAAAUCCUUACCUGCUCAGAAGGAUGAAGGCAGACGUCAAGGCCAACCUCUCCUUACCUGACAAAAAUGAACAGGUUCUGUUUUGCAAAUUAACAGAGGACCAGCGGCAGGUGUACCAGGGCUUCCUGGAUUCCAAAGAGGUCUACCAGAUACUAAACGGGGACAUGCAGGUAUUUUCAGGUUUGAUAGCGCUCCGUAAAAUGUGUAACCACCCGGACCUUUUCUCUGGCGGCCCUCGGAUACUGAGGGGAAUCCCAGAGGACCAGCUAACCGAGGAGGAACAGUUUGGCUUUUGGAAGCGCUCGGGCAAGCUGAUAGUGGUGGAGUCACUGCUGCGUCUCUGGUUCAAACAGAGCCACAGAGUCCUGCUCUUCAGUCAGUCUAGACAGAUGUUGCACAUCUUGGAGGUGUUUGUGAGGGAGAAUAACUACUCCUACCUGAAAAUGGACGGCACUACCCCGAUAGCUUCCCGACAGCCGCUCGUCGCUCGGUACAACGAGGACAAAUCCAUUUUUAUCUUCUUGUUGACCACUAAAGUCGGAGGUCUGGGAGUCAAUCUGACUGGAGCCAACAGAGUCAUCAUCUAUGACCCAGACUGGAACCCCAGUACUGACACACAGGCACGGGAGCGAGCGUGGAGGAUCGGUCAGAAGCAGCAAGUGACCAUCUACAGACUGCUGACCGCAGGGACCAUCGAGGAGAAAAUCUACCACAGGCAAAUCUUCAAACAGUUUCUGACCAAUCGUGUUCUGAAGGACCCCAAACAGAGACGCUUCUUCAAGUCCAACGACAUCUAUGAGCUAUUCACCCUGUCUGACCCUGAUGGAGCUCAGGGAACAGAGACCAGCGCCAUAUUUGCAGGUACAGGCUCUGAUGUCAAGGCACCUAAGAAACACGAUAGACUAAGGCCACCGCACAUGCUGAACCGUGGCAGACACGCACAUAAACACUCCUCAGCAAACCAGAACGAAACCGGCGCAGACAACCGACACUCCUCAACAAAUUUUCCUGCAUUAAGGGAUGGAAAUACCUCCGUGUGCAUUAAAAACUCUCCGGGUAAAAUUAACAUCCCGACGGACAGUCAAAGCACCAAUCACAGCGUUGUGGACGUAAAGCCAAAUAUUUCAACAAAUACGCAGCACACAGAAGAAAAGAGCAGAGACUGUGACGCAGCCGAGCCAGCGGGGAACAACUCAACCAGCUCACACCGACACAGACGCAAAGACUCUGCCCUGACGAGCCCACAGAAACACAGGGAGAAGAGGAAGCACUGCGACUCGGCCGACUCGGACAAACGCGCGCACAGGAAACGCAAACACUCCCAAGGUGCUCGGUUCGAAGGCCAGCGCAUCUCUCACUUAGUGAAGAAAAGGUCCUUCAACAAAGCGGAGAAUGAAGACAACGAGACGGAGGACGAGAAGAAAUCCGACGAUUAUGUCUUGGCAAAGCUCUUCAAGAAAUCCGGUAUCCACAGUGUGAUGCAGCAUGACACCAUCAUGGAGGCGUCCAACCCGGACUAUGUUCUUGUGGAGGCUGAAGCCAACCGAGUGGCCAAAGAUGCCCUGAAGGCCCUGAAGGUUUCUCGCCAGCAGUGCAGACUGCCUUAUAAUAGACCCCCUCCUCCGCCCGCAAGGAAACGGUUUGGACAAAAGAAGAAUUCGCUCCUGGUUGCACCCUCAGUUCAAUCUGUCCCUACUCCGAGCAAAUGCAAGGAUGCUGCUAUUGUUCAGAAGUCUUUGUCAAAGAAGCCUGGCGCAGGGGCUCACUUUAGCGGGGAGGGGGCCGAAGGUAACUCAAACUCCACCCCGCUCUCUUCCUCCUCCCUGCUGGUCAAGAUGAAAGCCCGCAACCACCUCAGCAUGCCCUCGGGCCAAAGGGAAGAAGCGGGGGAAGACGAGGACGGCUCCGGAGCUCCAGUGAGGGGCUCUCCCCCGCCACCGCCCACCGAGCACGACGAGCUGCUGGUGGACGUGCGCAACUUCAUCGCCUUCCAGGCGACCGUGGAUGGACAGGCCACCACCCAGGAAGUGCUGGGCUAUUUCAAACCAAGACUAACCAAGCAGCAGGCGCCCGUCUUCAGAGAGCUGCUCAGGAGCGUCUGCGACUUCCACAGGACGUCUGGUCAGGACGGCAUCUGGAAACUGAAGGAGCACUUUCGCUGAGGAAUGACCGAACUGUGAUGCAUAUUUCAAUUCUUGUCAGAUAUGAGCCUGUAAAGUUCAAGCAGUAUGUUUUUGCUAACUUGUGUCAAAUGGAGAUCUUGUAAAAUGCAGAAAUUGAGAUAGUAAAGGACCAUCUCUUAUUUGAAGUUUGAAAUAGAAGGACCAUGUGGUGGAAGAGCCAUUUUAUUGUAAUAUAGGCUGUUGUGUUAUCUGAUAAACUCAAGUGUUUAUCAGGUAAUGAUCGGUUAACUGAGUCUCGAGGGGGAAGGUCAGUUGAAUGUCUCAUUUAUUUCAGCUGCAUGAAUUAGUUAGAGUUUUUUGCUUGUUAAGCUUCUGGUUUUUUUUUUUGUUCUUUGUUCCUGCUCAUACUUGAAUUCACCUGUUUUUUAUUAAGACUGUAUUAACUACGGCAAUACUUUACUCAGAGAUAUGUGUUGUUUACAUUCACAAUUUGGACCUCGACGUCCGAUUUUGUAAUCUGCCUCUGUAAAAUAUAACCGGGCAGUCAGUGUGCCAUUUUGUAAAUACGACCAAAUCACAUUGGAUUUUGUAAUCAUGUAUGUAUGUACUAUGAGUGGGAGCUUUGAAGUAUUUUACAAUUCACUAUUUGGCCAAAAGCAUUUAAAUAGAUGCCAAUAUUUUACAUGCACAAAAUAUAUCAAAUUAAAACUCCCAAUUCGUGGUCUUGCAUAUACUGCAAUAAACCUCUGUAGCUGCUGGCAUUGUCCUGUUUAGUUAUUUGAAUAUGCAGGUUUUAAAUAGGAAAACUAAUUGAAUUAUUCUGAAACAUUGUUUUAUAAAAUAAUUGAAAGUAAUGAAUAAAGGUUACCCAGCAAAAAAA
This is a messenger RNA of Scophthalmus maximus (turbot), 5475 nucleotides long. It is a transcript of the gene ercc6, whose product is annotated as excision repair cross-complementation group 6. Bases 264 to 4634 code for a protein of 1456 amino acids. The record is from RefSeq and is a predicted model, not a curated record. Gene Ontology annotation, molecular function: ATP binding; ATP-dependent chromatin remodeler activity. Gene Ontology annotation, biological process: transcription-coupled nucleotide-excision repair. Lineage: Eukaryota; Metazoa; Chordata; Actinopteri; Pleuronectiformes; Scophthalmidae. The transcript has 22 exons. Gene Ontology annotation, cellular component: nucleus.